GAUGGUUAUGCAGGGAUUACCCGAAAAAUACAAGCCGUUCACUCUAAUGGUGACACACGGUGACAGUGAAGUAACGUUGGGACAGUUCAAGGCGAAGUUGAGGAACUUCGAGGCCUCAGAAGAUUCAGCCUCGAGACGAGCGAGAGGGUGCUGAGGGUCCAAGCAGCAACAAAGAGAAAGCCCGCCAAACGAUUCAUCCCCGAUGGCGGCGGAGAACACGUCGGCACAUGUUGGCGAUGCGGAGAGAAAGGCCAUCGAAAAGAUGACUGCAGAAAGAAAGUCUGGUGUAGCUUUUGUAAAAGCAAGGGGCACACAGACAAAGCGUGCACAAAGAAGGACCGCGGUGAUGCCGCUCGGUGCGCGAGCAUGCCAGGUGGUACCGGAGAAGCUGCGGGAGGAGGUGACUACACCCUCAAAGUGCGAGCUGAAGAGACCAGCCUACAGAGACAACAACUACAGACCCACAGAAAACGAUUGAUCGUGGACAGGGGAGCGUCGUCUCACAUCAUCAACGAUAAGAAGAAAUUCAAGAUUUUUGACAGCACCUUCAAGCCGGAGAGACACAGCAUGGAAUUGGCAGACGGGAGGCGCACCUUCGGGGUGGCGCACGGCAGAGGAGAAGCAGAGAUGUGUCUGAUAGACUGCGAGGGACGACGGUGUAAAGUGACUCUGAGGAACGCACUAUACAUCCCAUCGUACCCCCAAGAACUCUUUUCCGUGAAGUCUGCUACAGCUAACGGAGCCAAGGUUUUCUUUGACGAAGAAAACCCCCCCAGAGCAGAGCAGCCUGAGCCUCAGCACGACAAGACAGGACAGAAGACAGGCACAAUGGAGGUGAAGGUGUUCGUGGACGGUAUUCCCCGUGUGGUUUGUGGCGUAACAGAGGAAACGACAUGUCAAGAAGUCGUUAUAGCAUUGGCUCAAGCCCUUGGUCAACCAGGGCGCUACACAUUACAGGAGAAAUUUAAAGACUUUGAGCGGAGCAUGGCACCCAAUGAAUGCCUACUGGAGACUCUUGAGAAAUACGGCCAGCAGGCAAGGGACGUCCGACUCACACUGCUUCACAACGGACCCUUGGUCUUGGACGAAAUGAACAGGACAAAAGUUGGCAGAUACCAGCCUUGCCCACCAUUGAGAAGGAAAGAUGCAGGCACCAGAAUGCGGCGGGGAAGCGGUUUACUGAGUUUGCAUCGUCAAAGUUUGCCACCAAGUUUGAGACAAGAGGCUGAGCAGCAGAAAGAAGAUGUGAAACGGCCAAAAAGAAAGUCUCUGACGCUCAUGGAGGAAGCCUGGGAAUGGCUGGAGAGUCUGGGUAAAGGCAAGGUCUAUAGUACCGCAUGUGAUAAGGACAGCAGUAAGAAGACCGAUAAAAGGAAUUGUACCUCUUUGGGUGUUUCUCUCACUGUGGACGAUGGUAACUCAGGUAGAAGAAGUAGAAGCAAAGUCAGAGGUCAUAAAAGUGUGAAGUCAGACUUGGAUCAUCAAACGUCCUGCUGCAUGGGAAGCCAGACGAGGAGUAAAGUAAGUAAACGAGCAGAGAAGACUGAAGUGGCAAAAUCUGAUCAAGUAGCCAGCUCGAAAUCUGCUACAAGUGAAGACGAGAAAAACAGUCGAAGAGAAACCAUAAUAUAUCAACUGAGCUGUUUGCAGGAUUUGCAGGACCAGAUUGCACGCAUAGACAAACAGAUUUUGGAGCUUGAGGAAAAACAACGUGCUGAAAAAGAUGAGCAGGAAGCCCAGGAGAGAAUGGUUGAAGAGGAGGUAGAGCAGAUCAAGUUUUGGGAGAAUGAGUUAAAGGCAGAGGAAGGUUUCGAGAAAGAUUUGCAAAGCCAGUUCCUUGAGAUGAGAGCAAAUACUGUUAGGUGCAAGGCCAAACUGGAGGAGUACAAGCACAAAAUGCAGGGGCUUGAUUUCUUUGCCACUCCAAACAUUGCUGAAGGGGUUUCAGAGAGCAUUUCGGAAAACGUUGAAAAUGCUGCCACGGAGAAUUCAGCUGUUUCAACUAAGGACCAACAAUCUGAUCAAGAUGGGGAUGUAAAUAUUAACAGGAAGUUCCUGCCCAGUCGGGACUUGAACCCUCCUCACGCUCUAGUUCCUCCCGGGCAGAUAAAGGAGCGACGGCCCACCGGGCCCACAGAACUGAGGGAGUGGUGGACACGCUGGUCUCAAGCCCAAGGCCCUCAACCACAGACUAGAAAGAAGGUGAUUCACCGCUCUGAGCUUACCAUAUAUCUGGGCAGUACCAAGGUUUAGAAUCAUAUUGACAAAUGUCCCAAAUAUUAAGACUUUAGGACAAUACAUAUUGGGAAUGCCUUCCUGUGUGGUCAUUUCAAUCCUCCCAAUGCAAGACGCUGAUCCUUCUGGUUCAACAUGUAUUCGACAUUUUGUAAAUGUGCAACUCUGAACUCCUAAGCGAGUGAACAAGGGUUUUUACAGGAAGUACUUCCAUAAGAAAACCCAAAAAUAAAAAUCUUAAGCUACUUUUGUGUACAGUACAUAAACAUACACUGAAAAAAUACUUGACUCAAUUCAAAUUCAAAACUACCUCUGUUAGGAGGAUUUUGUGAAUCGAACAUGAGACUAUGCAUAUUUGUGAAUAAUAUUGUACACUCUACUUAAAUAUAGGGAAAUAAAGAACUUUCUUUUUUUCCAGCUUUCAUGUGAGCACUUUGUGGAUGCCGUCCACAAUUUGAGGAACGAUUAACUUUGUAAACUAAACUGUUGUGACACUGAAUCUUCUUUCCAAGGAAACGGAUAAUUGUAUCUGUUGUGAAUAUGCAAAUUUUGUCAUCUGCUGAAUACCAUUAAUUGUUUUGCUGUGGAGAACCCAUCUAUGCAACUUUGUCUUUAUGUAAUAAACCAUUAGCUAAU
Messenger RNA from Gymnodraco acuticeps, 2871 nucleotides. RefSeq names its product Ras association domain family member 11 (gene rassf11). Gene Ontology annotation, biological process: signal transduction. The record is from RefSeq and is a predicted model, not a curated record. The coding region runs from base 367 to 2253 and encodes 628 amino acids. The transcript has 4 exons. Lineage: Eukaryota; Metazoa; Chordata; Actinopteri; Perciformes; Bathydraconidae.